Molecule: messenger RNA, 3757 nt
Organism: Penaeus vannamei (Pacific white shrimp)
Lineage: Eukaryota; Metazoa; Arthropoda; Malacostraca; Decapoda; Penaeidae
Source: RefSeq, a predicted model, not a curated record
AUGCCACCACGCGCAGCCUUCUUCUGUGACUAUAUUUUUGGGGAAGGUCACAGAAACAGCCAGGAGCGCCGUUGGGUCAGUGGUUGGCAUAGUAACAAGGUCGUUGGCAAUGAGAAUGUGGACAGCCUGCUCGAGAAGGUAGACUGGACGUACCAACGGACGAAGGACAAAGGAAAACGUCUCCUGAACAAACUAGGUAUUAGUGAUUCCAAGACGCUGUGUCUCGGUCCAGAUGGUGUUUAUCCAUACCCCAAGGACUGUUCCAAGUUCGUUAACUGCUGGCGCGGACGUCCCAGCCUCCAGCGGUGCGCACCAGGAACUCUCUUCAACGCGGCCAAGAGAGUGUGCGACCAUCCUCACCAGACGGUGUGUCCACGCAGCCGAGUGGCCCCAAGCGCCGAGAGCGUGUCGUACGUGGUGCGCCUCCCUCAGGUCAGAAGGUCAGACUGGCCGACCUCCUCAGGAUAUGUUCAGAUCGAAGCUGAAGGCCAGUGGUGGCUCGUCACGGACUCGCGGUGGACGCUCAGCGAUGCCAGCGUUGUUUGCCGGAGUCUUGGGUUUACCAGAGGAGCAGCGGCAGCAACGAAGGGACGGACUUUCGGCGUGCUCCCAGGGAACGACGUGAGGCUGAAGCGAGUGGAGUGCCAGGGCGACGAGGAGAGCCUGGGGGAAUGCUCGCUGGAGAGAGGAGUACCCGAGGACGUAAACAAAAAAGUCGUGGGAGUCAGAUGUUACAGGAACUGGGUGUCCGAGUGCGGCCCGCGAGGAGUCCGAUGGGGUACCAAGUGCUAUUACGUGCACAAGUCUUCCCUUUUUACUCACGCCGAAGCCAGGAUGAGAUGCUCCACCCGAGGCGCCAGGCUUCUCUCUAUUACUUCCAAGGAGGAGAAUGACUUCGUGUCGGAACUCUUGUCGGCGGUGGCAGGAGACAGCGAAGGAUUCCACACGGGAGGGGUUCGACAGCAGAUAUUCGACGAGGCCUUCUGGCUCUGGCAGAACACGACCGUUCAGCCUCAGCUUGAACUCUCCUUCACCGCUUGGUGGCCAGGAUGGAACGUGAGUGCAUCAAGCCAGGCUCGUGCCCUGAAUGCCCAGCUCGCCAAGAUCUCGGACAACCCGACUCACUGCAUCACCGUCAACGACAACUUCCCCGUCGAUUCACAGGUCGACGCCCGUUCCUCAGCCCCCGCAGAAUGUAUCGAAGGUCGAGGGGAGACUUAUGAAGGCACGGCAAACAUUACGUCGAAAGGCCUGGUGUGUUUGCCUUGGAGCCACCCAGAAGUUUGGCCCAAAGUUGCUCAUUUUGGAAUAACUCGCGACCUCAGACACAACUACUGCAGGAAUCUUGACGGGGACGAUGAACCUUAUUGCUUCACAGCCAAAGGCACCACGGACUUUUGCGAUAUUCCGAGGUGCGACUGGCGAGAGAGGAACGAGACAGCUGAGGAGACGACAUGCGGGGCAGACAAGUUCACCUGUUCCUCUGGCACCUGCAUUCACCGCGAGUGGCACUGCGACGGCCAGCAGGACUGCGAGGACGGAAGCGACGAGCGAGGCUGUCGGGACUACAGCAAGGAGUUCGUCAAAGUGUUGCGAAAGAGGCUGCAGGGCCGCGAGGUAGAGAAGUGGCUGCACACCGUCAAAGUUGCGUGCGCCUCCAGAUGUGCGAGGGCCAAGAACUUCGUGUGCAUGUCCUUCAACUAUGAACAGUCAACACAGACCUGUAUCCUGAACGACGGCAACAUCGGCGAAUACUACGAGAGGAAGUCCCUGGCUGUCGACUGCACGGAUAAGUUCGUUUGCAAUGACGGCAAAUGCAUCAAUUCGACGCAGAUUAUUGCAUCGCCUCCCCCCCCUCACCACCAGCGCUGCGACGGACGGAAAGAUUGCAAGUUGAGCGAAGAUGAAGUUGACUGCGAAGGUCGACUCAAUUUUGAAGUGAGACUCGUCAACGGGUCUGGUGCUUAUGAAGGUCGCGUCGAGGUCAAAGUGUUUUGGUCGUUGGGGUCCGUUGCGAUGACAUGUGGGGUCUGCCUGAGGGGACGUGGUCUGCCAUCAGCUGGGCUUUCCUACGGAGCUAAGAAUCUUCUUGUGUCGACUCACAGUGAGAAGGAAGAUAAAAAUCUCUUGAUAUAUUCCAGGUUCGGUUCGGGAAAUAGCCAGUACUUGAUGGACGAUCUCAACUGCCACGGCAACGAAGAGAGCCUCGCCGACUGUGAUUUCGCGGGCUGAGAACACGACUGCCAGACGUCCGAGGCUGCGGGCGUCCAGUGCUUCAAGCCGGGAGAUGACUGCGGGCGCCACCAGUGGAAGUGCGGGAAUGGGCGCUGCGUCGGCCUGCAGUACCUGUGCGACACCAUAGACGACUGCAAGGAUAACUCGGAUGAGGUCAGGGACAUGUGUCAGGCCACCGUGGAGGUUCGUCUCGUCGGAGGCGCAGAGGACGCAGACGGGAGAGUGUCAGCUGGGAGAGUGGAGGUGCGCUACCUGGGCAUCUGGGGGACGGUGUGCGAUGACGACUUCAGUUUGGAGGAAGGGCAUGUGAUCUGCCGCAUGCUGGGCUGGGAGGGCGCCGCCUUCGUCUACAAGAACAACUCCUUCGGGCCAGGUGAGGGCCAGGUGUGGCUCGAUGACGUCAGGUGCCUCGGGUAUGAGUCGUCGGUGGCUGACUGCCAACACCUGCCUUGGGGUCAGAACAACUGCGACCACACUGAGGACGUCGGGUUGCUGUGUUCGGAUACGCCGGCGACGGUUUCCGUCGGGUCAGCCCUCUCCGAUCCGUCAGACAAUACCGUCCCCGACCUACCCUCCCUCCCCCUCACGUGCGGGCGGCGGGAGGUCGAGGACACGCCCACCGCGCCCAUGGAGAGGCCGAAGGUCGUCAGCGGUCACACGCCCCCGCCCGGCGCCCACCCGUGGAUGGUUGCCAUUAAGGUACGGACGAAUACGGGGCCAUCGCAGUGGUGUGGGGGCGCCAUCCUGGGGGAGGACCACAUCCUCACCGCCGCCCACUGCGUCUACAAGUUCCCAGCCGAGGCGUACAUACUCAAAGUCGGAGAUUACAACAGCCAUGAGGAAGAGGAAGACGAGCAGCAGUUCCACGUGUCCUCCAUGACCCUUCACCCACAGUUCGACAAAGGGCCUUACCUCAACAACGACAUCGCUAUUCUCACCGUCAAGAGGAAGUCUGGGAAGGGGAUUAGGUUUGGAAAGUACGUGCAGCCCCUGUGCCUGUCCCCCUGCUGGAACUACCCGUCGUACCUGAAUUGCACGGUGGCAGGCUGGGCAGUCCUCGGUCCUGAGCUGGGUGAGUUUGGGACACUCCAAGGUCCUCCAAAGCGCCGCGCUGCCAUCCUCCCGGACUCCACGUGCAGGGCGGACUAUGUCUACGGCCCAACGAGACUAACAGAGGGCAUGUACUGUGCAGGCUACAUGGAGGGUGGAAUUGACACGUGCCAGGGCGAUUCAGGGGGCCCUAUGGUCUGUGUAGUGGAUGGUCGUCAUACUGUUGUUGGCAUCACGAGCUGGGGCCACGGGUGCGCCAGAGCCAAUAAACCGGGGGUGUACACUAAACUCACGAAAUACCUAUCUUGGGUAUACUCUAACAUGCGCUAAUAGGAUAAAUAGUUGUGUAUCCCUUGUAUUUAGACUUACAAAUAAACAGAUAAACACACACAAACACUUGUCGUGAACACUUACAAGGAUUCACCAACAUGUAAGACCCCGAAGGAAGAACGAAUAUCAAAGAAAAGAAAGA